Adineta ricciae is the source of this 1965-nucleotide messenger RNA. NCBI's taxonomy places the organism in Eukaryota, Metazoa, Rotifera, Eurotatoria, Adinetida, Adinetidae. The record is from the annotation of a GenBank genome assembly.
AUGUCAACAUACAAACUCUAUUAUUUCAACGCUCGUGGCCGUGCUGAAAUUUCUCGUUUAAUAUUUGCAGCUGUCGGUCAGAAAUUUGAAGACGUUCGUUAUGCAUUCCGUGACUGGCCAGCACAUAAAGCCGAAACACCACUGGGUCAAAUACCUGUUCUUGAAUUCAACGGUAUUAAAAUAAUUCAAUCAACCAGCAUCGCGCGUUUUCUUGCUAAACAAUUCCAUUUAGCUGGAAGAGAUAAUGCCGAACAAGCGAAAGUCGAAGCCGUUGCUGAUACAAUCAAUGAUGUUGUCUCAUUGAUUAUGUCCAUUCGUGGAGAACAAAAUGAAAACAAAAAACAAGAACUACUGCAAAAAUUUAGCAACGCGUUGCCGCAACAUGUAAGAAAUCUGGACGUGUUGGCUAAAAUGUAUAGUAAUGGUGGUUAUUUCUUUGUUGAUAAUCAAUUCACAUGGGCGGAUUUGUUCUUUUAUGAUCUUGGAGAAACAAUUCUUCAAUGCGAUCCAAAUGGUCUGCAGAAUCAUCCUUGGCUACAACGAAAUCGUACACAAAUGCGACACACUUUUGUUAUUGUUUCUCUUUCUCUGUUAAUUCUUCAUUGUUACGGCUCUGCCAACGUUCAUGUGUCGGAUAGGUUGAUUGUCGACGAUUCAGGUCGUGUCAGAUUGUAUCAUGGUGCCAAUUUUGUUAUGAAAGGGCCUCCAUGGUAUCCCCCUGAAUUACUUGAUCCUGUCAAGGUAGCCAAUCUUUCGCAGUUGGGUGUGAAUUUUAUUCGACUAGGAAUGAUGUGGGCAGGAGUGGAGCCUCAACCGCAACAGUACAAUGUCACUUAUCUAAAUGUGAUGAAACAAAUCAUGGAAUUACUUCGUUCAUAUGAUAUCGUUGUUUUGCUGGAUAUGCAUCAAGACUUAUUAUCAAGUCGAACGGGAAGUUACGACGGAAUACCCGCUUGGUUAUACGAUCGAUUUCCUCCACCGAAACAUCCAUAUCCUUGGCCAUUCAAAUCGACUGUUGGUAUGAACUGGUUUGAUAUUUAUCUAACCGAAGCUUGUUCACAUGGUUUUCAAUGUUUAUACGACAAUGUAGCCGGUGCUGUUGAAUCAAUGAGUAAUUUCUGGCGACAAGUAGCGAGUACAUACAAAGAUCAGCCUAAUUUAAUCGGGUAUGAAAUUAUUAACGAACCAUGGGCUGGAAAUUAUUUUACAAAUCCAACUUUAUUUCUGCCGGGUAUUGCUGGAGCUACAAAUCUGCAACCAUUGUAUGAAAAAAUAGCUAAAGCCAUUCGUUCUGUUGACAAUGACACACUUAUUUUCUACGAACCGGUUACAUGGGGUGUUCGACUAAAUGGUAAAUAUUUUGGUACUGGUUUUACACAUGUACCGGGCGGUGAUGACUAUCUUAUACCUGUACCUGGCAACGAAACAAUUCCUGUUUUCGAUCGGCUUCUUUGUGAUGAUGUCGAAGGACCUGCGUUAUUCCGUUCAGUUCAAACUGAUCUUCAGCAACUAGGUGGUUCCGCUUUUCUAACUGAAUUCGGCGGUUGUGAUGGUUCACAGACAUGCGAUGAACAACUCGAUUGGGGCCUCGAUGCCGCAGAUCAAUUUCUGCAAUCAUGGGCUUUCUGGGGUGACAUUUUCGGUCAUACAUCAGCAACUCAACGUAUAUCACGUGUCUAUGCACGUGCUAUUGCUGGCACACCGGUCAGCAUGCAAUACAUCGCCAAAGAACGUUUGUUCUAUCUGGCGUAUUACGUUGAUCUAACAAUGAGACAACCAACCGAAAUUUUCAUUCCUCCAUUACAAUUUCCUUCGCAAAGUUACAAUCUAACAGUGAAUGCUGUCUUAAAAUGGUCUGUUGAUCCGACAAAUACAAAUAUUAUUCUUGUAGAACCAAAUACAAAAUAUGUAAAAAGAACAGAUCCGCCUGUGAUCGGUGUUGUAGAUAUUCGUCCGAAAGCUUAA